Molecule: messenger RNA, 2400 nt
Organism: Candoia aspera
Lineage: Eukaryota; Metazoa; Chordata; Lepidosauria; Squamata; Candoiidae
Gene: DPM1
Product: dolichyl-phosphate mannosyltransferase subunit 1, catalytic
Exons: 9
Coding region: 19-774 (251 amino acids)
Biological process (GO): GPI anchor biosynthetic process; dolichol-linked oligosaccharide biosynthetic process; protein O-linked glycosylation via mannose
Cellular component (GO): endoplasmic reticulum membrane
Molecular function (GO): dolichyl-phosphate beta-D-mannosyltransferase activity
Source: RefSeq, a predicted model, not a curated record
GCAACGCGCAGGCGCGGGAUGUGGCGGCGGUUGAGCGGUAGGCUCGUUAUGGCGUCCGUGGCCCACAAGUACUCGGUGCUGCUUCCCACCUACAAUGAGCGGGAGAAUCUGCCGCUGGUCGUGUGGCUGCUGGUGAGGAGCUUCGAGGAGAGUGGGAAUGAGUUCGAAAUUGUAAUUAUAGAUGAUGGAAGCCCAGAUGGGACACAGGAAGUUGCUGAACAGUUAAUAAAGGUUUAUGGAUCAGACAAAAUUCUGUUGAGACCCAGAGCAAAGAAACUUGGAUUGGGAACUGCUUACAUUCAUGGAAUGAAACAUGCCACAGGAAACUUCAUUAUUAUUAUGGAUGCUGAUCUCUCACACCAUCCCAAAUUCAUUCCAGAGUUUAUCAAAACACAGAAAGAAGGAAAUUUUGAUAUUGUGUCUGGAACUCGAUAUAAAGGAAAAGGAGGUGUGCAUGGAUGGGACAUAAAACGAAAAUUGAUCAGCCGAGGUGCCAACUUUUUAACUCAAGUUCUAUUAUGGCCAGGUGCAUCAGACUUAACAGGAAGCUUUAGAUUAUAUAGAAAAGAGGUUCUACAAAAACUGAUGGAGAGAUGCGUUUCGAAAGGAUAUGUUUUCCAAAUGGAAAUGAUUGUCCGGGCCAGACAACUGGGUUACUCUAUUGGAGAGGUUCCUAUAUCAUUUGUGGACCGGGUCUAUGGAGAAUCCAAACUAGGAGGCAAUGAAAUAGUUUCCUUUCUGAAAGGAUUGUUGACUCUAUUUGCCACUACAUAAUAAAGAGAUUCAGUAUUAUUCCAAUAUUUGUAUAGUUGACCAAAUAAUUUAUAUUGGAUAAUGGGGUUUGACAAAAAUUCCUUAUGGCUUUAGAGAACAGAAUAUUUCAAGGUCUCUUCUUUCCUUAUUUGGAUAGACAUUGUCUCUCAGGCAUCAUACUUCUUGUCUGAAAAUGUAAAGCUAAAUUUUUAACUUCCUUUACCAUUUUAGUAAAAAAAAAAAGUGUUAGCAUUUUAAAUAAAAUACAGAUAAUUGUCUGGAAAUAUAUAUGCAGAUUUCUGAAAGCUCUUUGAUAUGGAUACAUUUACAUUACAGAAUGGAUGCAUCUAUACAUGAGGGUUUGCCACUAAAUGAUAGAGCAGUAACACUGCAGGUGAUGAAGUAACUAAUAUGACUAGUAUAAUGAUACCUUCCUGACUGUAUACACUUGUAUACUUUAAAAAAUGGCUGAUAUCGAUAGGUUCCAACUGUGGACUUUUCAGGGGGAAAAAAAAGUCAAAAUGAAUAUACUAAUCCCUAGUUGUGAUUACUGUGGAAUAUAGUUUUGGGCUUUAGGCAUUGGGUUAUCUGCAAUUCAUGGUAAAUACAGAAGAACUAUGGAAACUCCAGAUUCUUUAGUAGAAUCAAAAAUGACCUAUGAAUAGUUUGGUUCUUUUUAAAAAAAAAAUAGACACGCAUGAAUACACUGUAAAGACACCCAUGUACGUAUUCAGAAAUGUUCUUUCUGCAUGGAGGAACAAGCCAUAUUCAAAUCUUCAUGUUUGUAUAUGCAUAAAUAGAAAUAUCAUUAAUGUGUCAUAUAAAUCCUAUUACUAAUGUCAGUUUUGGGGGGUCAUUUGUUUUAAUAUUUUUUUAAUAUUUUACUCAAUCUCCAAAAAUUGACUGGAAGGGAAAAAUUCAAGUAAAAGGAAUACCAAAAUGAUCAAAGGUAGCACAUUUUUCAUAUGUGAAAAAGCUAGAAUGUUGGGAUUUUUUAUUUUACAAAAAUGAAAUGGACAAUUAAUGAAGGACAUAAUCAAAGUUGAUAAAAUUAUGCAUAGUGCAGAGAAGGAAAUACCUCUCAUCUAUUUUAAUAGAUUAGAAUUUAGGAUCAUCCAUGAAAUUAGAUGACAUGUCAGGACAAACAAAAUUUGCUUCUUAAAACACAUAAUGGUAAAACUUAUUGAUGUAGCAUGUGAUCUUUAAAACCUUUCAAAUUCAUGGAGAUGUACUUACAGAUAAUUAUAAAAUAUGUUGUCUAAUUGGAGCCUUAAGAUAUUGAGGCAAUAUCUUUCUGAAUGCUGGUUACUGGGGACUGCAGUUGAUGUCUAUGUCUGUGCAGAAAAUCUAUUGCUUUCAUAGUAUUUAAAAUUGUCCAGGUAGUUACUAUGAUAAAUUGGAUUGUCUUGUUUGGAAAGGUUGAACUUUAAAUGAUGACAUUCUCAUAGAAGCAAAUUAUGUUCUUCAAACCUCUGCUUUUAUCUGAGGUUAAACUGCCUCCCUUUUCCAUUUACUCCUGGUUGUCUUUAGGUUCCCAAAUUACCUUGUACUAAUUAUGUCUUCACAUGUCACAGUUGUUUUUCUUUUUUUAACUACAGGUAAUUUAUUGGGUGAUACUAAUUCUAAAUAAAUUAAUUAUGAAAGACA